CCAAGGGCCCUGUGAAAAUUAAUUUAGUUUUGCAAACAUAUGAAACAGACCAUCAUACAAGUUCACGCAAAUCUUAAAUGUCUUUUAACACGAUCGUUUUAAUUAGAACGAUAAAUAAAUGUUGACCACAUUUCAUUUUGACCUUGACAACCUGUUGCGGAACAACCUUCACUGAAUAUACAGGCAGCUGGCGACUUCCCCGGUUAAGGUUUCACAAGUUGUGUGUUUAAAAAAAACAAGAACGGGGAAAGUAGGCAUGUGCUCCAACAAAAGGCAAAUCGGUUUUGGAAUGAGAGAGCUCACGUGACGGAAUAAACCACAACACUGGCAGCCCCGCUCCUUCUCGUGCAUCACACACGGCGCCGUGGAAACAAACAGGGCAGACGAGACGAGGGAAACAAAACACUAAGAAAGAAAUUCACUCUCCGCUGCUCCCGACACCGCACAUGAUGGACGGUUAUGCUAUGUCUGAAGACGCCUUGUUUUCCUCGUGUCUCCUCAACUUCCCCGGGGAAAAUUCACACGACCAGUGUGCUGCCUUGGUGGGUGAAGACCAGCCCCUCUGCCCGGAUCUCCCGGAGCUGGACCUCUCCGAGCUCGAUGUCAGUGACCUGGAUGCCGACAGUUUUCUGGGCGGGCUCAAGUGGUACAGCGACCAAUCGGAAAUCAUCACCAGUCAGUAUGGCAACGAGACGUCAAACCUGUUCGAGAAGAUUGACGAGGAGAGCGAGGCCAACCUGCUGGCGGUGCUGACGGAGACGCUGGACAGCAUCCCGGUGGACGAGGACGGCCUGCCCUCCUUCGAAGCCCUGACUGAGGGAGGCGUGGCCAGCGGCGGCGAAAGGACCUGCCCCUCCCCCGCCGCCACGCCCACCUGCCCCGCCCAGACGCCGGAGUCCGAGGAGCCCUCCCUGCUGAAGAAACUCCUGCUUGCUCCCGCCAACGCGCAGCUGAGCUACAGCGCGCGCGCGGGCGGCGCGGCGCAGAACCAUGCAGCUGCCAGCCAGCGGAGCAGACCGCCGUCCGCCGCCCUCGCCAAGCUGGAGAACCCCUGGAGCAGCCGGCAGAGGGGGGGUCCCUGUGCGCAGCAGAGCCGGGGGUCCCGGAGGCCCUGCGUGGAGCUGCUCAAACACCUCACCUCCGGCGGGGACACGCCCCACCCGGCCACGCCCCACCACACCAAAGCACAGAGGAGCUGCACGGACACGGGCGGGGCCGCCUCCUCUUCGCCCCCCUCCUCAUCCUCGCCGUCAUCGUCCUCCUCGUCCGCCUCCUCGUACUCCUCUCUGUCCUGCACCUCCUCCUCCUCCUUGUCCUUCAAUUCUGCUGCCUCGUCCUCCUCCAAGAAGAAGACAUCGACGUCGCCGCAGCAACAGCAGCAUCAGCAUCACCAGCGAGUAGGUGACCUCGACCCCCCCGUCCCACACAGACAGGCUCUCGCGACCCCCCCUGACGACCAGGUCCUCCCGCUGUUAGCCAAACCAACCACCUUGCCACUUCCUUUGACCCCAGAGUCUUCAAAUGACCACAAGGAGUCACCGUUUGAGAACAAAACCAUUGAGCGUGCACUGAGCGUGGAGCUGUCCGGAACUCCAGGUCUGACUCCGCCCACCACACCUCCUCACAAAGCCAGCCAAGAGAGUCCUUUCAAAGCUACGAUCAAAACCAAAGCGUCCUCUCCCCCGACCUAUCAGAGAGCCGGCUCCCCGUCCCCGGCCAAUCAGAGGGCCGGCAGUGCUGACCCCGCCCCCUGCCUGCUGCCGGCGGGCGGGAUGAGGAGGGACCCCCAGCAGAGCGAGCUGUAUGCCCAGCUCAGCCGGGCGUCGGCCCCGCCCCCCCCACGGGGUCCGGAGGACCGCAGGGGGAAGCGGCCAAUCCAGCGCCUGUACGGUGACCAUGACUACUGCCAGGCCUCCGCAGCGGCCAAGCGGGAGCCCCCCGCGGAGCCUUCCUCCUCCUCCUCCUCCUCCUCCUCUUCUUCCUCGGCCUGGCAGCGGGCGGACAGGGAGAGGAAGGGGGGCGAGGGCCCGCCCCGUCCCACCAGACCCCCGCCCCCCUCCGGAAACCCGUCCGGCCCUCGGAAGCUCCUGCGAGACCAGGAGAUCCGGGCGGAGCUCACCCGGCACUUCGGCCUCCCCAGCCAGGCCCUCUGCGGCGGGGAGGAGGGGGCGGCGCAGGGCACAGCGCCCCCUGUGGCGCGGGAGGACUGGCGCACGGGGGAGGACUGCCCCAGCGGGCUGCCGGGGGGGUGCCUGACCCCCGGCCUGGUCCUGGACGGAGUUUUGGAGGACAGCGAGGAGGAGAUGGAGCGCUUCCUCUUCCCCUGGGAGGCGUCGCACCCCGACCUGCUGCUGGAGGCCUCCUCCCCGUCCUGCUCCCCGUCCAGCUGCUCCCCCUCGCGGGGCUCCGUCUCCCCGCCCAAAUCUCGCCUGUCCCCCCAGCGCCUGCGCUGGUCCAGGCCCAGGCCCAGGUCCCGGUCCCGGUCUCGAUCACGGUCCCGCCCCAGAACCGGGACCCACCGCCAUUCUCCCCGACGCUCCUACUCCCGCUCACCCAGCUCACGGCUGCGCUCCCGGUCUCCAUGCCAACGCUCAUCCUCACGGACCCGUUGCCAUGGAGACUCCAGCACUUCCAGGACCAGGGCCCAGAGAAACCCGAACGCUCGGCCCCGGUCCCAGUCCCGCUCCCCCUCCACCCGCCGGCCUAGGUAUGACAGCUAUGAGGAGUACCAGCAGGAGUGCAUGCAGAGGGAGGUGUACCGCAGGGACUACGAGAAGAGGGAGUAUGAGAGAGCCGAGCAGCGGGAGAGACAGCGGCACAAAGCCAUAGAUGAGAGACGGGUGGUGUACAUCGGGCGGCUGAGCUCUGACAUCACCCGAUCGGAGCUGAAGCGCCGCUUUGAGGUCUUCGGCGAAAUCGAGGAGUGCACCGUCAACCUGAGAGACGACGGGGAUAACUUCGGCUUCAUCACCUACCGCUACACCUGUGACGCCAUGGCGGCCCUGGAGAACGGACACACCCUGCGCCGCGCCAAGGAGCCCAGGUUCGAGAUGUGCUUUGGCGGACGCAAGCAGUUCUGCAGAUCGACUUACACAGACUUGGACUCACACACGGACGACUUCGACCCGGCCUCCAUAAAGAGCAAGUACGACUCCCUGGAUUUCGACAGCCUGCUGAGGGAGGCGCAGAGGAGGUAACGGGCCGACCCGACACCUCCUCCUCCUCCUCCUCCUCCGGCCCCGCCCCCGGGAGACGCACCACCGCUCCUCCACCGCGCCCCCCCCCCCCCCCCCCCCCCCCCCCCCGCACGCGAGCGUCGCCUCGGAGACCAGAGGUGUCUCCUUGCGCUGCUGCGCGCACGAAAACGAAAAAGAAAGAAAGAAAGAAUAAAGAAGGGGACAGAAAAGAUUAAAGUUUACACGACAAACACAUGCUGCCGGAGGACCGGGAAGCUCCGCCCUGUACGGGGAAUCGCCAUGGAAACCCCAUUGGCCACGCCCCCGACGUGGGUCUCAGCGGACAGACGCACAGAAAGCAGGGAAGAUGGCUUCCUCGUCCCCCUCCCACGCAACAUCGGUGUGCAGCCUGUUUUCUUUUUUGAUCAUCUUUUUCUUUUUUUUUUUCUUUUUUCCUUUUUUUUUGUGGUUUUAAAAUCUGAUAUUUGGAUGUGGCGUUACAUUAUUAAAACUCGGGGCUUGGGUUCCAGUGGGGAUGGGGGGGGUGGGGGGGAGAGAAUCAUAAGAUAUCGAAGGUAAUAAGAAGAUUUUUGCCUACAUUUGCUGCAAAUGUAGCUGUGUCUUUUAAAAUUCUAUUAAAAUAUUAACGGAGUUCAGACAGAAAAUUAUUUUUGUUUUGUGUACAUAUCUGGUAAAGCUCUUUCUUUGUUACAGCUAUGCACUGUAAAAUGCAGCCUUUCUAAAUGAUGGCAAUUUUCAUAACAACGAAUGUUGAUCUGCGGAUAUUACAUAAAUACAUUGAAGUGAAAUGUGAUUUUCAUUUAACAUGACAUUUCAAGUGUGUGAUAUGAGUAUAGAAAAGUGUAUUGAAUUGAAUCUUGCUUUAUGGGGGUUGGGGGGAGGGUGGAUGGGUUGGAUUUUUUUAGUUUUAUUUUUUUAGUGUGGGACAAAAAAACUGUUGUUACAUGUCUACUAUAGUUUGUGUUGUUUUUUUAAAUCUCUUUAUAAAAUUCCCCACUCCAUAGUUUAUCCAAAUGCAACCAAAUGUGAAACACUUUUUUAUGUUUUUCAUGAUUGUAAAUGUAAACAUUUCUAGGGUUCUGUUUUAUCUAUUUCUGCCUUUUAAUUAAUAUAUUUAUAUUAUCUCCAUUGUGGGUGGGGGAACCUUACAAAUUUAGCUAUUUAUUUGCAUAUUUAAUUUUCUUAUUACACUGAACCUGGGGGAGGGGGGUAUAGAAAGUAUAAAUGUUUAUAAUAUUUUUUAUGCCUUUUCAGAAAAAAAAAAUGAUUAAUAUAAUCUCAUCAACUAAGAACCCUCAUAACCUGUGCUGCUUGUAGCUGACGAACCUGCUGUACACAGCUUUAAAGGUUUUUUUUUCAACUCCCUUGUGGUCUUUUGUAAUUAGUCCUAUAGCAAUAAGAAUGAUUUUGCAGGUAUUUUGCUUACGCAUAUCUUCUGUUGAGAUGUGCUUGAUUAUGUGAAUGCCCAACAAACGGUUUACAAAGGCUUUCCCUUUCCUGGAUUUUUUUAAAAGAAUGUCAAUAUUGUUGUACACAAAAUAAUAUACUGUUGCCACUAUGAAAAAUAAUGAUGAAGCUUAUUUUAAAAUGAAGGAGAAAAAAAAUGAAAGAAAAAAGCAAUAAAUUAUUUUUUAAAACGGUUGUAUUUUAUCUUUUAAUGUUGUGCAGGCUUUGGACCCGACUCAUUACCCAACUGUUCACCACUGUGUGUGUGUGUGUGUGUGGUGUGUGUGUGUGUGUGUGUGUGUGUGUGUGUGUGUGUGUGUGUGCGCGUGCAUGCAUGUGUGUGUUUGUGUGUGUGCGUAUUUACGUGCAUGCACGCGUGUGCACAUGUCUGUGCGUGUAUGUGCCUACAUGCGUGUGUGCGUGUGUGUGUGUGAAUGGAGUUGGAGUUACCUAGAAGUCGGAGAUCUGCUGUGGUGUAAUUUUCCAGUGCCUAGCCUUGGUAACCAAUGCAUACGAUACAUGCACAGAAUGUGGCUCAGUGGCUGAAAAGAGUUGUGAAAUGUGGACUCAUUUGACAUUGGUGGAAUAUUCAGUAUUCUUCGUGGCUCAGUCAGAUAUCGCAUCGCCUGUUUUGUGACUCGAAAAGGCAAUCUUGCCUUUUCCAGCUUAAUUAAAAGUCCCGCCACCGCGCAGCUGCUGAUAAUGAGAUUGCUAGCGGGUGAGGGAACCUCUUUUUACGGAUGCUUGCUGAUCGCAGAUCAUCUUUCGUCAAACAGAGGAAAGUAAAUCUAUAUUUGUAUGAUUUUCCCUGAUCCGAGCGUGGGUAAUGAUGUUGUGUGUCCUAUUCUGUAGAUGUUGACUCCUAAUUCACUGUAAUGUAAAAAAUAAAUAAAUAAUAAUAAUUAAAAAUCUGCUUUGUAAAUUGCUUAGAGUAGCCGUGUAAUUGGGACACCUGAUCAUGAUGAUGGUGAUGAUGAUGAUUAUUUUGUGAAAUACAGGGGAACUGAGUGCUGCAUAUACGUGUUUUUAGGAGAUGGUGUUUCUUUCAGGUGAAUGAUGAGCGGGAGGGUUUGGGGGUUCUGGGGUUUCGGAGUUUUGGGGUUCUCCAUUCUGGGGUUUUGGGGUUUGCAUCCUGUCGCGUUGUAAGUUCAUGUCCUCUCCAUGUUGCCUUUCACCCGCUCCUUACCAACGCCUCUGUCUCUCUACCUGUUGUAUGAAUUUCUUGUGGAUUUUAAUUUUCUUUUUUUCUUGUUUUUUUUUUUUCUUUUUAAAUGUGCAGUUCUCAUCAGCCGCACCGAGCCAAUAAAGGGAAAAAUGAUCCACAAAAAGA
Molecule: messenger RNA, 5973 nt
Organism: Anguilla rostrata (American eel)
Lineage: Eukaryota; Metazoa; Chordata; Actinopteri; Anguilliformes; Anguillidae
Product: peroxisome proliferator-activated receptor gamma coactivator 1-alpha-like
Exons: 14
Coding region: 447-3197 (916 amino acids)
Biological process (GO): positive regulation of transcription by RNA polymerase II
Cellular component (GO): nucleus
Molecular function (GO): transcription factor binding; RNA binding
Source: RefSeq, a predicted model, not a curated record